This is a messenger RNA of Prorocentrum cordatum, 1812 nucleotides long. NCBI's taxonomy places the organism in Eukaryota, Dinophyceae, Prorocentrales, Prorocentraceae. The record is from the annotation of a GenBank genome assembly.
AUGCUGGAGGAGCAGCACCAGCGGCACCUGCUGGGCCUCGGGCGCGCCCAGGCCCACGCUCUGGGUAACCAGGACCUGGCAUCGCAGCUGGAUGCCAUCAGGAGCAAGGUCAGCGCGUUCGACUCCGGGACCGUGGACGACCUGCGCGCGGAGGUGCUGAGGGAGCUCGAGUUCCUGUCCCAGGCGCCCGCCGCCACCGCCCCCGCCGCCGGAUUGCCCGGCGCCGGCGCUGGCCUCGUCGCCGCGCCGCUGGGCGACGAGGAGGGCCGUGUGGGCGCCGGUACUGGCGACGACGCGGCUGGUGCCCAGGGCGCGCCUGGCGGGUCGGCGCCGUGGGGCGGUGGCGCCCAGGCGGCUGGAAGCAACGUCGCCGCGUUCGCCUCUCAGCGUGGCCACGCCAGCGUGCCCACCCCGGGGCUCGCGGCGAUGCAGGCGUGCAGCGCCGCCCCCCGGUCCGCGGCGACCGUGCUCGGCGGCGCCGCCAGCGGCAGCGUGGAGCUCCCGCGGGGCGACGCGGCCGACCCGAGGAGCGACGCGCGCCUCAGCGCAUCGCUGAGGCCGGCACCCUUCCUCGGCUUCUCGGCCCUGCGCCAACGCUCGCUAGCCGAGCCCGUGGCGGGCCCGGCAUCGCAGCCCGCGCUGCUGCAGGCCUUCGGCGACCCGCCGUCGCUCAGCCGCCUGCAGUCCGCCGCGGGCCCCGCCGUUGCGGCGGCGCCCUCGCUGGCGGAGCCGGCCGUGCAGGCCGGCAGGGGCUCCUUGCAGCUGGCGGUGGCACGGCCCGGCGCCCCCGGGCGCGCGCUGGCGCCGCAGCACGGCAGCGUCGGCGCGUGCCCGGCGCCACUGGCGGCGUGGAUGUACGCUGGCGGCGCCUCGCGGCAGGGAUCCCCGCCGGCGGCCUGCCGCCCGCUGGCGGCCAGAGCCGCCAACAGGGUGAGCUCGGCACAAGAUCCGGCUCGCAGUGCGACCGCUGCCACGGCUAGGCGGCGUCUCGUGGAGAACCUCAGUGGCUGUGCGCCUCGUGGUGCGAUGAAGAGCAAGGAAGCCCUGAGCGAAGAACGACAGGCCAGGAUGCGCGUGGCCAGGCUGGAGCGCGCUCGACGGAGCAAGCGCCAGCGCUCUCGCAGCUUGUCCAAAGGGCCACGCAUCGCGUCCUCAAAAGUAGCAUCUGGGCCGGACCGGAGGCCGAGGGACUUGCGUUUAGUGGCCGCGUGCGCGUCCGGCCAUGUUGAGAGGAGGCUGGCGUUCUACCCCGCCCGCGAGAGGGCAGUUGGGAAUCCGAGCGGUCUUCCGCCGAUUGAUGGACUGCCCAGAUGCCGCCUCGCAGGCGGCAAUCAAGCGAACGGCCGGCAGAAGGGCGCCGGGCGCGGCCGCGCCCAGUUCCCAGUCGUCGCAGAAACCCCGAACGCCAAGAACGCCGACGAGGUCGCGCGCGUCUGCCACCUCGUCCGCCCGCGCGCCCUUCGGCACGGCGUGCUAGGCGAAGUCUACCAGGUGCUGCGGGGCAUCUGCUCCACCGAUUCUACAACGCCCGCGCACGGCCUGGACCCCAUGAAAGAACGACUUGCAGAGAUCGCCAACCAUUGCUUCCACCUGCCUGGCUGCGCUCUGGUCCUGCUCGGUUUGGGGUGCGCUUUCGCGGUCCGCGUCGUCGCGCAGCUCGCGCAGAUGGGCCGGCAAUCUCUCGGCGCCCGCCACCUGGACUGUGCUUCGGAGCAUGUCAUAAUCAGCUAUUACAUGUUCGGAGAUGAGGGGCCGAUUUCGGACAAGUUCAUGUCAAGCGUGCUCAUUCCGAGCAAGCGUGUGACUCGUUGA